AUGAGGUCAGGGAGGACCUUACUCUCUCCAGGCCGCGUGUUCCCGGUGCUAUUCCUCGCGGGGCUCCUGGCUGAUGCUCUUGGCGAGGAUUUAAUUUUUCACCCUGAGUGGGGAUUUGAGUCCUAUGAAAUCAUCAUUCCCAAGCAGCUGAGCUUCCGGGAGGGGCAGCAGGGCUCAGUCAAGCAAAUGUCCUACCUCCUGCAGGUUAAAGGCAAGAAGUACGUCCUCCACUUGCGGCCCAGAAGGCUUCUAUUGCCCCGAAAUCUGAAGGUUCUCUCCUUCACAGAACAGGGGAAACUCCUGGAGGAUCACCCUUACGUGCCCAGGGAUUGCUACUAUAUAGGCUUGGUUGAAGGAACUCAGGAUUCCGAAGCGACUUUCAGUACAUGCACUGGGGGUCUCCGGGGCAUACUGAAAAUUUAUGAUGAACAUUACCAAAUCGAGCCCCUCAAAGCCUCUUCCAGUUUUGAACAUGUGAUGUAUCUCCUGAAGAAAGAGGACAGAUUUCAGAAUCAGUCCUGUGGCUUAACUAAUGACAAACUAGAGAAACAGAUGGCCCGAGGUGAGGAUGUGGCUAGGCUUAGGGACUUGGCUGAAUCCUAUUCACAUCAGAGGUACGUGGAAACAGUCAUGGUCUUUGAUCACAGUAGAUAUAUCUUCUUGAAGUCCAAUGCUACUAAAAUCAUACAUGAUGCCGUUCUUUUGGCUGGGAUUUUGGAUGCCUUCUUUACGGAAAUCAAUGUGAGGGUACAUCUAAAAGGUAUUGAAAUAUGGACAAGUGGAGACAGGAUAAAUAUUCGCCAAAUGAACACAAGCAAAAUUCUAGAAGCAUUUUUGAAAUAUCUUAGAACACACCUCUCUCCUCAAAUUCCAGCAGAUUGGACACAUUUGUAUGUUACAACUGCCUUUAUUCAUUGUCUUGGAUGGGCCUAUGUCGGAGGUGCAUGUUCACAGAACUUUAGUGGAUCAGUCAGUAGUUUUACAAGUCUAAAUAUCCUUGAAGCCAGCCGAUGGUCUGCUCACGAACUGGGCCAUGGUAUUGGAAUGCAACAUGACACAAAAGACUGUUGUUGCAAGGGUAAGAGAACUUGUAUCAUGGGCACUGGGAUUGAUGGGUUUAGUAAUUGUAGUUAUAUCAAUUAUCAUAGUUACAUACAUUCAAACGGAGACUGUCUAAAUGAUAUCCCAGGACUGGGUUAUGUGAUUAGCAGAUGUGGGAACAGAAUUGUGGAAGAGGGUGAAGAAUGUGAUUGUGGUUCAGUAGAGGACUGCAGAAGUGAUAGGUGUUGCAAAUCGGAUUGUAAACUCAUGCCUGGUACCAGCUGUAGCACCGGACUUUGCUGUCAUAACUGUCAAUUUCGUCCACUUGGGCACACGUGUCGGAAGGAAGAAAAUGAAUGUGACCUUCCAGAGUACUGCGUUGGAAACUCCGCUUUCUGCCCAGAAGACACGUAUAAACAGGACGGAACCCCUUGCAAGCAUGAUUCCUAUUGUUACAGAAAAGGUUGCCAUUCCAGAUAUAGGCAGUGCCAAAGCAUUUUUGGACCUGGUGCCAGGGAGGCCCCCAGUCAGUGCUAUGAAGCAGUUAACAUAAUGGGUGACCAAUAUGGGAACUGUGGGAUUGUGGGAGUCCAUGCCUAUAAAACAUGUACCGCGCAAAAUGCAGUAUGCGGCAGGCUACAGUGUAUAAACGUCCACACCAUCCCUGAUCUGCCAGAUCAUACUACCAUCAUCUCUACUUAUCUGCGAGAUGAAAACCUCAUUUGCUGGGGGACAGGCUACCAUAAAUCCAUGAUACCCAUGGGCAUACCUGACAUAGGUGUAGUAAAUGAUGGUACCCCCUGCGGUGUGGACCGGGUGUGUAUUAACGGUACUUGUAUGCCUAGCUCAGUCCUUGAGUUUGACUGUGAGCCUAAGAAGUGCAACCACCGAGGCAUUUGCAACAAUAAAAAAAACUGCCACUGCAUUUAUGGCUGGGCGCCUCCCUACUGUGAGGAGACAGGGUAUGGAGGAAGCAUGAACAGUGGACCAGCGAGAAUCCUGACAGAAGAGGUGCCUGCCUCAGUUCAGAUUGUGUCCAUUAUGUUAAUACGCCUUCUCUUCUUAGCCCUCUCCGUGAUCAUUGUGCUUUUCAGGAGAUUGAUAGGAGAACAAUUAAUCCCCAAACAGGGAGAAAUAGCACCAGCUACCGCUAGAGCUCAAUAAUCCAAGGCAAAAAGUGUCAAGAACUCAAACAAGUAAUCGGGCAGUCCACAGUCAUUUAACAACACAGAGCCAUACGCUGAACAAACAUUCAUUUAGCCAAACAGCACUUUGUUCUUCUUCCAGUCCCUUUUUUACAUAAUGUUCCUUCAAGUUUGGAUCAGCAAA
Molecule: messenger RNA, 2370 nt
Organism: Hyaena hyaena (striped hyena)
Lineage: Eukaryota; Metazoa; Chordata; Mammalia; Carnivora; Hyaenidae
Gene: ADAM30
Product: ADAM metallopeptidase domain 30
Exons: 1
Coding region: 1-2205 (734 amino acids)
Biological process (GO): male gonad development; proteolysis
Cellular component (GO): plasma membrane; sperm head plasma membrane; external side of plasma membrane
Molecular function (GO): metalloendopeptidase activity
Source: RefSeq, a predicted model, not a curated record